AUGACCGCUGGAAAAGAAACAAUGGGGGAGCAGCCAAUCUUCACGUGCAAGGCGCAUGUGUUCCACAUAGACCCAAAGACCAAGCGCUCUUGGAUGUCGGCAAGCUCAGCAGCUGUUUCGGUUUCAUUCUUCUAUGAUUCCUCUAGGAACUUGUAUAGGAUUAUCAGUGUAGAAGGAACAAAGGCAGUGAUCAACAGUACUAUUACAGCGAACAUGACAUUCACCAAGACAUCACAGAAAUUCGGUCAAUGGAGUGACGUUCGCGCGAAUACUGUUUAUGGCUUAGGGUUUUCGUCUGAAGCGGAGUUGGGAAAGUUUAUUGAGAAAUUCCAAGAAGUGAAAGAAGCGAUUCAAGCGCAACAAUGCGGUGGUCAGCCUAAAACUACAAAUGGAUCAGGUGCAGCGACACCCGUAGCCUCGGCGACUGCCAGUCCUUUACUUGCCGCUAGAGCCCCUACUGACGAACCGCCCGCUGUACCGCCGGCUCAGCCAAAACCAGAAAAUGAUGAAAUGAUGGUACACCAGCGAGCGCAUUCUGUUUCGUCUUCCAUUCAGGCUGGCGGUGGAUACGCGACGGUGGGACGUGCGGGUCGAGGUCCGUUGGCCUCUUCGGGCGCCGCCGCGGAGCCUACGCCCCCUGACACUGCGGAUCAGCUUCGCUAUGAGAACGAUAAGCUCCGACUUGCGCUUGCGCAGAGGUACGUCACAGUACGAAUAUAA
Messenger RNA from Pieris macdunnoughi, 720 nucleotides. NCBI's taxonomy places the organism in Eukaryota, Metazoa, Arthropoda, Insecta, Lepidoptera, Pieridae. The record is from the annotation of a GenBank genome assembly.